This is a messenger RNA of Drosophila grimshawi, 942 nucleotides long. RefSeq names its product endocuticle structural glycoprotein ABD-5 (gene Cpr78E). Lineage: Eukaryota; Metazoa; Arthropoda; Insecta; Diptera; Drosophilidae. The transcript is spliced from 2 exons. The record is from RefSeq and is a predicted model, not a curated record. Gene Ontology annotation, molecular function: structural constituent of chitin-based larval cuticle. The coding region runs from base 500 to 895 and encodes 131 amino acids. Gene Ontology annotation, cellular component: chitin-based extracellular matrix.
AUGAAAUUAAAAACUGAAGAGGAGGAGGAACAAAGCAUGCAGAAAUGUUGGCAUACCGCAUCAUCAUCCCAUAUAAUAAUAUAAUCAUACCAAGUAAUGAAUGCAAACUGAAGCGCAACUGUGAUGGCGUUAAGAGCAAAGUAAACAAGUGCAAAGAAUGCGAUCGGUUGACUGGGGAAUCUGGAUACUCAAUACUCAUGAAUACUUAUGAGCAUUUAUGUACGAGUACUUAUGGCACUGAGUUGAUGUGUGUAUCUGGCUGGAUGGCCAGAAGUUGAAUGCAUGCAAUUUUAGGGCGUAUACAUAUAAUUAAAUCUGAAAUUUAUUCUUAGAACGAGUUUCGGCUUAAACAAUUUUAGCAACUUAAUAUAUGUCACACUGCGAAUGAAACCGGUAAGGAUGAUGACCACAAAAAUGUUGUUAUUUUGCGUUAUAUAAGGCGCCUCUGUAACUGGACAACAGUCAAACCGAGCAGAGCUGACGAACAAACCACAACAACAUGUUGAAGCUUUUAAUUACCAUUUUUGGAUGCUGCUUGAUUUGUGCAUUGGCUGCACCCGUUGAUAUUCAUCCGAGCUCAACGAUGCAGCCGGUGGCUAUCAUUGACUCCGGACAGGAAAAGCAUGAAGAUGGCUCCUAUCACUUCUUCUAUCACGGCGAGGAUGGCACACAUCGCGAGGAGACGGCAGUGGUGCACAAUGCCGGCACUGAGGAUGAAUUUCUGGAGGUGAAUGGCUCAUAUUCGUACAUCGAUGUGAAUGGCAAGGAAAUUGUGGUGCACUAUAAGGCCGAUGAUCACGGCUUUGUGCCCGAGGGCGGCAACAUAUUGCCACAGAUAUCGGAGGCCGCCAAGGUGACCAGUGAGCUGAUGCCGCCGAUGCCUGAUUUGGAUUAAAAAAAUGCCGCAGAAACAAUAAUUCAAUAAACUCUGAGCAAAACGGA